Aaosphaeria arxii CBS 175.79 is the source of this 1566-nucleotide messenger RNA. RefSeq names its product carbohydrate-binding module family 1 protein. Lineage: Eukaryota; Fungi; Ascomycota; Dothideomycetes; Pleosporales. Gene Ontology annotation, molecular function: cellulose binding. Gene Ontology annotation, cellular component: extracellular region. The transcript has 3 exons. Gene Ontology annotation, biological process: carbohydrate metabolic process. The record is from RefSeq and is a predicted model, not a curated record. The coding region runs from base 323 to 1513 and encodes 396 amino acids.
AAACGACCGCUUUCGCACUAUCGCCUCGCUUCACCGUUUGUGUAAUUUGAACCGGGCCUAACCCCAGUUAUCGAAUCUAUUGCAUGCAUCACUGAAUCGUUGUUUAGAUGAGAGGAGUCUUGAUGGAAGCAGAUGAUGCAGUUUAAAUACUCUUGAGCGCCAUGUUGUCGAUUUUGUUUCUUCACGCAGGCCAGACCUACUUUCUCUCGUUGUGAUUGUUCAUUCAUUCUUUACUUGAUUCAUUCAUUCAAACAUUCAUUCUUUUCCAAAAUCCUUUUACCAAAAUAGUGAUCUGUGAUCACUACAUAUCUACAAUCUCAAAAUGUUCUCCAAGUCAAUCAUUGCUUCCUCUCUCAUUGCAGCCGUUUCGGCUCAUCAGAACUUCCACCAGUUCUGGGUCAAUGGCGUGUCUCCCGGUGUAGACACUGGCAUUCGUAUGCCCCCUUCCAACAGCCCAGUUGAGGAUGUUACCAGCGAUGCUAUGGCAUGCAAUGUCGGCGGCAACAAGGUGCCCUCCGGCGUUAUCACUGUCCCCGCCAACGAGGGCGACACUAUAAAGGUCAAGUGGGACCAGUCUGGCCAUCCAGGACCCAUCACCCAUUUCCUCUUCGGUCCCGUCGACGAUGCUUCCCAGGCCACUGGUGUCGGUGCUGGAUGGUUCAAGAUUGACGAGCUUGACUAUGUUGAUGGAAAGUGGGCGAACGAGAUCAUGGGUGCGAACGACAUGACCCAUGAAUUCAAGCUCCCCACUGGUCUGGCAAGCGGAGAGUAUCUGCUUCGAUCCGAAAUGCUCGGUCUUCACGCAUCUCAGAACCUCAAUGGCGGCCAGUUCUACAUUGGCUGCGCCCAGUUGAAGAUCACUGGUACAGGCAGUGAGGGAUCUUGUGGCCCAACCAUCUCCCUUCCCGGUGCAUACAAGGCGGAGGACCCCAACAUCUACAUCCCCAACGUCUAUAACGGCUUCGAUCCUACCAACUACACUGCCCCAGGUGGUCCCGUUGCCACUUGCGGUGGAUCUGGAUCUGGCAAACCCGUCAGCUCUGCUGUGCCUGUGCCUGUCCCUUCAUCUUCUCCAGUUGCCGAAGCCCCUUCAUCUUCUCCAGUUGCCGAAGCCCCUUCAUCUUCUCCAGUUGUCGACGCCCCUUCAUCUUCCAGCCUCGUCGCCCUUCCUCAGUCUACUGCAGCGCCUUCAGCCAAUGCUACGGCCACUGCACCCUCAGCUACCCAGCCUCCAGCAACACUUGCUCCUAUCACCUCUUUGCCUGGACUCCCAUCCACUUUUGUGACUUCCACUGCCCUGGGCUUUAACACCACCUCCGUCGUUGCUGUUCCUUCUCCCUCUGGCUUCAACACUACCUCCGUCAUCGCUGUCCCUGCCCCUAGCGGCACAACAGGCCUCUCCGCCGCAGCCAAGUACUACCAGUGUGGUGGCAACGGAUGGAAGGGUACUACCCUCUGCCAGGCUGAUCUGAAAUGCGUGAAGCACAACGACUACUACUCGCAGUGCUUGUAAAUGCACACUCGAACCGUUGAGUAGAGUUCAGUAGAGAACAUUCUUGUAUAUAU